AUGACGGGCCGUUGGAAACCGCCUUGGCUGCAGAAGCUAAUCAAGCGAACUUCAACUCUAGGCUCAGGAAAACGCAAGACUUGCCUCUCGACCGACAGACUUACGAACCACACCGACCAGCUUGCCCACAAUCCCCGGAAGCACUUGCUGAAAUCCUGUCUGCUUGAUUCCGACUCUACCACCACAUCACCAUCCAUUGAAGAAGAACAGCCCGCCAUGGCUGACGGAGAAGAAGACUUUAGCUCUUUGCCCCUUACAGAUCGCUGGGUCCACAAGGUCUGGAAAGUACGAAAACAGGCAUACGAGGAGGCUGCCCAGGCAUUCGAAAAGACCCCCGACGAGUACGACCCAGCAUUCCGACCAUUCAUCCAAGAUCCGAGCUUGUGGAAGACAGCAGUCGCAGACUCCAACGUUGCUGCUCAACAAGAUGGCUUGGCUGCCCUCUGCGCAUUUCUGAAAUUUGGCGGCCGCGAAGGCGGUAUACGAGCCAGACAACAUGCUGUCACACCAAUUUGCGAGAAGGGCCUGUCCUCCACGAGAGCGGCGACGAAGGCGUCAGCAGUCGAAGCGUUGCUCCUCUUCAUCGAGAUUGAUGUUCCCGGCCCGGUGAUCGAAGAGAUUCUGCCGGUGCUUUCCAACAAGCAACCCAAGGUUGUUGCUGCGGCGCUUCAUGCUUUGACCCAGAUCUUUCACAACUAUGGCUGCAAAACAGCGGAUCCCAAACCCGUUCUCAAGAUUCUACCCAAGGUGUUUGGCCACGCCGACAAGAAUGUGAGAGCAGAGGCGACGGGGUUGGCGGUCGAGUUCUACCGGUGGCUGCGCGAGGCUAUGAAGCCAAUGUUCUGGGGCGACCUCAAACCAACACAGCAGACAGAUCUCGAAGCGCAGUUUGAGAAGAUCAAGGCCGAAGGUCCAGCGAAGCAGGAGCGAUUGUUGCGAUCACAGCAAGCGGCCAAGGAACGGGCACCUGCGGCAGGAGGUGGUGACGAGUAUGGAGAGGAGGGAGAAGAGGAGGAAGAGGCUGGUGAGGUUGACGCUUUUGACCUGGCCGAGCCACAAGACGUCAUCAGCAAAGUGCCCAAGGAUUUCUACGACAACCUGGCCUCGUCCAAGUGGAAGGAGAGAAAGGAAGCUUGCGAGGCCUUGUAUGCUAUUGUCAAUGUGCCAAGGAUCAAGGAUGGUGAUUUUGGUGAGAUCACCCGCUGCUUGGCCAAAUGCAUGAAGGACGCCAACAUUGCGGUCGUCACUCAGGCAGCGCAAUGUAUCGAAAUGCUCGCCAAGGGUCUGCGCAAGGGCUUCGCCAAGUAUCGUUCCAACGUCAUGCAGCCUAUCAUGGAGAGAUUGAAGGAAAAGAAGGUUACGGUUGCUGAUGCGCUUGGUGCUGCGCUGGACGCUGUGUUUCUUUCUACCAACUUGACCGAGUGCUUGGAAGAUAUCACCACAUUCCUCGUUCACAAGAACCCCCAGGUCAAGGAGGGAACCAUGAAGUUUCUUGUCAGGUGUCUUCGAACAACCAGGGAGGUGCCGAGCAAGCAGGAAAUUGCCAGCAUCGUUGAAUGCGCCAAGAAGCUGCUUUCCGAGGGUAGCGAGGUUCUUCGGUCUGGCGGUGCCGAGAUUCUGGGAACCAUCAUGAAGAUCAUUGGCGAAAGAGCCAUGAAUCCCCAUCUCGAAGGUCUUGAUGAUAUCCGAAAGACCAAGAUCAAGGAGUUCUUUGAGACGGCCGAAGUCAAGGCCAAGGAUAAGCCGAAGCCGCCGCCGCCAGCUCCCGCUGCGCGGGGGCCACCACCCAAGAAGACGUUGGGCGCAAAGAAGGCCCCUCCUGGUCUCAAAAAGGCACCCCCGGCAGCCGCCGCACCGCCGCCAGAGCCUUCACCUCCACCUGCGCCGCCAGCUGCUGCGCGUCCCGGUCCCGCGGGGAGCAAGCUCGGGAAGCCAGGGCUCGGGGGUCUCAAGGCACCACAGAAGCGCACUCUCGGUGGUCCUGCCGCCGGCGCUGCUUCACCGCGUAGACCGGCAGCCCCUCGCGUGCCAUCACCUGCAUUUGAGCCGGAAUACGAAGAGGAGGAGCCCAUUCCCGCUUCUCCCCCACCAAAGCCGCGCAUUGGUUUGGGACGCGGUGGUCUCGCUGGCCGCUCACUCGCCAAACCAGCUGCGCCAUCAGCCCCCGCGCCCGCUGCAUCCCCAUCUCCGACCUCUACCUUCUCACACAUGGAACGUGCCGAGCUGGAGGAAUUGCGCAUGGCCAAUGAACGCUUGCUCAAACAGCUAGAUGACGCUCGUCACGACCGGUCCAAGCUGACAUCAGAAAUUCAGGAGCUCAAGAACCAAAAUGCUCAGUUGAUCGAGGAUCACACGAGAGAUGUACUUUCCAUCAAGGCCAAGGAGACACAGCUGGUGAGAGCUCGCAGUGAUGCCGAGGCUGCCGAACAGACAAAUGAGCGGCUACGACGCGAGCUGGACCGUUUGAAGAGGGCGCUCAGUAAGGCCGAAGCCGCCCUCAACAACGGUGGGGGCGCAGACAGCCCUGUAUCCCCCAGUCUUGGAUUCCGGGCUCUGAGCCCAACGCACGAUGAUGGCGGGAUCUACCGUGACAACGCUCUUCCUGCUAGUGCGGGUAGAGCCCGUCAAAGCUUCGCCAGCACCCUUAGCGAGGAGAAGGAGAACGGCGACGGUGUGCCGCACCCCCGAAAGAUGGCUCCCCCAGAGUCCCGGUACGCGGGCAGCACCGCUAGCAGCGGCCGCGCCAGCCCAGCUAGAGGGUUUAGGCGAGACAUUUCCGGCGGUGACGACAGAGACAUUCGCAAUAACGAUAGUGCUAGUGGCAGCGGUGCCUAUGGCGGAUAUGGUGACCGGGCGGGGAGCAGGGCUGGGAGCCGUGCAGGAAGCAGGUUGGGCGAUCCACCAAUCAAUGCUUCUGGUGCUCCCGCGACGUCUGGCAUGGAGAGCUGGAGAAGAGCUGCCGAGGUGACGAGUCAGCUGAAGGCCAGGAUUGAACUUAUGAAGGUAUGUGCAGCUGCGGAGGCCUCGACGAGAAGUGUGCAGGGCAGGCACUAA
Podospora anserina S mat+ is the source of this 3054-nucleotide messenger RNA. RefSeq lists its product as uncharacterized. Bases 1 to 3054 code for a protein of 1017 amino acids. Gene Ontology annotation, biological process: microtubule polymerization; mitotic spindle organization; establishment or maintenance of microtubule cytoskeleton polarity. Lineage: Eukaryota; Fungi; Ascomycota; Sordariomycetes; Sordariales; Podosporaceae. The record is from RefSeq and is a predicted model, not a curated record. Gene Ontology annotation, molecular function: microtubule plus-end binding; microtubule plus end polymerase activity. The transcript has 2 exons. Gene Ontology annotation, cellular component: microtubule plus-end; centrosome; spindle pole body.